Messenger RNA from Mauremys mutica (yellowpond turtle), 2232 nucleotides. RefSeq names its product toll like receptor 9 (gene TLR9). Gene Ontology annotation, cellular component: plasma membrane. Lineage: Eukaryota; Metazoa; Chordata; Testudines; Geoemydidae. The record is from RefSeq and is a predicted model, not a curated record. Gene Ontology annotation, biological process: defense response to virus; positive regulation of interleukin-6 production; toll-like receptor signaling pathway. Gene Ontology annotation, molecular function: pattern recognition receptor activity; protein binding.
AUGAUGAGCAAGGUUCAGCCUAGAAAGACGCUCUUCCCUUACAUCCAGAAAGGCCAGGUACUCUUUAAGUGUACGAUUGGCUCAUUCCACAAUGGCUUGACCAGUGGAAUUGUACGGAAUACCAAAAACGUGGUUAAUUUGCCACUGCGUGCAAAAAUCCGCAAAUCUGUGAAAAAUAUAGGCGGGGCCAUUAUCGGAUUUUAUCUGUCGGGGGUGGCCCAUAACGGCCACCGCACCAAGAACGUGAUUAAUCACAUGUUUGGCUUGUUCGCCCUGUUGGGGGGUGGCCCAAAUAUAAUGAGAGGGACAGCCGAGAAGUCGGCCGUGAAGAGCCAUCCGCACCCGGACAUGCAUCAUGGCAUUCGGGUGCCGCCUCAGGCGGCUUGGGGGGCAAGAUCCGAGGACACAGAAAGUGACUUUGAAGAGGCAGCAACAAAUACAAAGUUUGAUAUGAACUCCACCAGUCUGGUAACUGGGUUUAAAAUUUUCCAGAAUUACAGCAAGAUUCUCAAUUUAGCAGGAAGCAAUCUUGUGGCUGUGAAAGCAGUGAUGUUUAAGAACUUGAUUCGCAUUAAGUGCCUUGACCUAUCACAAAAUAGCUUAAGUCAAUCUAUAAAUGGCUUGCAGUUCACCCACUUGAACAACUGCCUCAUGCUGGAUCUUUCCUACAAUAAAAUUAAUUUGUACUUUGAAACUGCCUUUACUGAGCUCCCCCUCCUGGAGGCCUUGGAUCUCCGUUACAACAGUUACCACUUCUUGAUGCAGGGUAUUGGUCACAACCCAAAUUUCAUAGCACACCUCAAAUCUCUGUGGUACCUUAGUUUGGCUCAUAGCUCUGUUGAUUCUAUUUGUAAUUUGGUUAUCAGCAGCACCUCCUUAAAGGUUCUGAUGUUCAACGGAAACCAAUUAGAGAUGAUGUGAGAGCAUGAAUACAUCUACCUGAGGUUUUUCCAGAAUCUGACCAAUUUAAUCAAGUUAGGUAUCUCCAGUAAUCACUUGAUGGGCCUCCCUUCACAGAUUCUUGAAAACCUGCCUAAGACUGUAAAGAUCUUGUGUGUUAGGAGUAAUCACAUCACUUUUUUCAACUGGACCAACCUGCAGUUCCUGCCUAACCUGGAGGUGCUGGAUGGUAAUGAUCUCCCCUUCUUGUCCUGCCGCAGCAUUCCCAGGAAGGCCAAGCUUCGAAAGCUGUUUCUGAGCAAAAACAAGAUAGACGAUAUCUGCAAAUACUUCUUUGCCAAUGUCGAUUUACUGUUUGACUUCAUCAUCAUGAACAUCACAAUACCCAACCUGACUAAUGAAGUCACCUUUGGCUCUCCAUGCGAGGUAAAGGGCAAGAGCAUCUUCACCCAUGAACUGCUUUUCUGCUCUGAAAACUCUGUCUCACUCUGCCUGUUUGGGUUUUCUGUGCUCUUCACCUUGGCAUUCUUGGCUGUGCCUACCAUGGAAUGCCUCUUUGGCUGGGACCUCUGGUACACCUUCUAUCUGUGCUGGCACAUUUCCAGGCAUGCUCAGUGAAGAAGUAGUGCCGAAGAGGUGGAAUAUGAUGCCUUUGUGGCUUUCAACAAAGAUCAGAAAGCUGUAACCGACUGGGUCUAUAACAAACUCCAAGUCAGAAUGGAAGAGAGAGGCCUCGCUCGGCUCAAAUUUUGUCUUGAAGAAAGAGACUGGAUUCCAGGGAGAUCCUUGAUGGAAAACUUGUGGGAUUCAGUCCACAAAAGCAAGAAAAUAAUUUUUGUGCUUCCAAGUUCCACUGUGAGUAGCAUCCUGAGAAUUACCUUUCACCUGGCGCAGCAGCGGUUGUUGGAGGACAAAAAGGAUGUAGUGGUGCUGGAAAAGAUGCAAAAGAAAUCCAAGUACCUUUAGCUUCGGAAAUGUCUCUGUAGGAAGACAGUCUUGUUCUGGCCCAAAAAGCCCUGUGGGCAGCAGUAUUUUUAGGGCAAGUUAUGAACAGUCUUGGGCAAGGAUAACCACAGGUUGUACAGCAAAAAAUUCAGCCGGAGCUUUUAAGAUGGACAAAUAGAAUUUAACUUUUUUUUGGAGUGAGGGAAAAGUCCUCUUUGCUGGAUCCUAUCAACAGGGUCAUAAAAUAUAUGCUGUCCCGCAUAUGACCAUCAAAAGAUCUUGCACAGAAAGAUGAUAUUGAUCAUUUGGUUAAGAUUUCAAACUCGAUCUGAGGGAAGUUAGUAUUUAUUGGGGAGAACUGUCUACCUACUGAUGAGAACCAGGACU